Messenger RNA from Saprolegnia parasitica CBS 223.65, 1266 nucleotides. RefSeq lists its product as hypothetical. Bases 1 to 1266 code for a protein of 421 amino acids. Gene Ontology annotation, molecular function: protein binding. The record is from RefSeq and is a predicted model, not a curated record. NCBI's taxonomy places the organism in Eukaryota, Oomycota, Saprolegniomycetes, Saprolegniales, Saprolegniaceae. The transcript has 5 exons.
AUGGCGCGAACGCCCGCGCGUGUCUACGUCGACCUCUUUGCGCGCAUCCAGUUCUCGACCGACCUUGUCCGCGUCGCGGGGAACCGCAAGGCGCUCGAGCUCUUCCUCGAAUGCUACGAGCUCUGCCUUGGGCUCGUCGUGGUGCCCCACCCGAGCCUUGGCCGCGAAUGGCUGCCGUGUGCCGAAAUGUAUCUCUUCCUUGGUCGAUUCGCCAAAGCGCGAUCCUGCGCCCAGCGGGUUGGCGCGUCCCAGGACACGGAGCGUGUCAAGCGCAUCCUCGUGCUUUCUCGCCAGCACGAGCGGGCGUGCGAGACGGUUCGAAGGGCCCUCGAUGUCGCGCACCCGCCCAUGGAUGAUGGUAUGCACGCGUUGAUCGAGGCCAUGGACAGCGUCCUGUCGACGUCGCCGGCCUCGCCGGAAGCCUUGUACCUCAAGACCGCUGUGCUCGUGGCCACCAAAGCGUACGAGAGUCUUGUCGUGUUUCUGGCCUGGCUUCCGUUUCCACUUGUGGCCUCCGACACCAACUUGCUCGUCGCGAACGCGCGAGCGCAGAGUCAUGUGGGUAGUCUCGAUGCAGCCAUUGCCGUGCUGCAGAAAAUGCCACCUGGCCGCCACUCGCCCACGUCGCGCCUGUACCUCGACCAGCUCCAGCGCAUGCAGUCGCUUCGGGCGCAAGGCGUCGCGCUCGUCAAAGGCGGCCACUAUGCCGCGGCCAUCGACAUCUUGACGACAUGCUUGGGUCUUGAGACAGAGAAUGCGCUGUACCAAGCGAGCGUCUUGUAUGAGCGCUCGGGGGCCUUCUUGGGCGUACCAGGAAAAGAGAUGGACGCGAUUCGUGACGCAGAGUCGUGUCUUCGCCUGCAGCCCAACCACGCGCUGAGCCAUGUCCGUCUUCGAAGUGCACGUGUGCAGCUCGAGACGGCCAAGUUGCAGCACCUCGUCUACAAGGAGCAACGAGCAGCAGACAAGGCCAACAAACGUCCGUCGUAUGCCAGCGUCUUUUUCCGGACCAGCGCCCCUUCCAACCUGGCGCCGCGCGACCAGCUGCGCUACUUGAAGUCACAAGCGUCAACAAGAGAGCCCACGAGUGGACCCAAGGCGACACCAUGGCUCGCGACGACACCCCUUGUCGACUAUUACACGACGUUGGGGAUUUCGCCCGCUGCAUCGAUGGACGAAGUCAAGAAGGCGUACCACCGAUGCGCGCUGCGACUACACCCAGGUGACGGCUAUGAAAAGUACCUUGCGGUACAAAUAUGGAUGUAG